Dermacentor silvarum is the source of this 2172-nucleotide messenger RNA. Its product is annotated as piggyBac transposable element-derived protein 4-like. The record is from RefSeq and is a predicted model, not a curated record. Lineage: Eukaryota; Metazoa; Arthropoda; Arachnida; Ixodida; Ixodidae. The transcript has a single exon. The coding region runs from base 369 to 1997 and encodes 542 amino acids.
CCCAUUGGUUUCCGCGGCCGGCACUCCGCCGGCCAGGUUGGCGAGGCCAAAAGCGCUUUGACCGGCGAAGUGCCGGCCGCCUAGAAAAUGUUUAUUUUUUACAUUGUUUCAUAGAUGGCAGCACAGUACUUUGUGUUUGCUUUUUGCUUGGUAUAUUAUUCGCUAGAUGGACAUAGUUGUCCAGGUUUUUUAGCUGUUUGAAAGUGGUUUUUUUUUUUCUUCAGAGGCGAAGGGUGCACUAUCGCGGCUUUUUCGAAACAUGGCGCCACGGAAGAAACGCGGUUUGACGGAUGAAGAAAUACUGAAUCUUGUGUUCGACAGUGACCAAGAAAGUGACGUUUGUGAUGAGGACGAUGUUUUGUUAGACAAUGGGGACUGCCAAACUGAUGAAAGUGGUAGUGAUGAAGAAGAGAAUCUGUGUUCAGCGGACGCCUCCAUGGAUGCUUCGCAGACAUUUCCAAAGAAGCGCAGGAUUGAAAACUGGCGAUGGGAAGAAGGAUGACAGUGUUGAAAAAAUUGUCGAGCACCCUUUCAGCGGCCAACCAGGUAUCAAGAGAUCCAUAGAGCUUCAAGUAGGUGCAAAUCCGAGUGCUCUUGGAAUGUUCAAUGCGCUUCUUGGAGAAGAGAUUUGGGGGACAAUUGCUUUGCACACAAACGCCUCUGCAAGCGAGAAGCAGCGCUCGCAUCCCGACCCCUCAUGGCAUGAAACAACGCCAGGUGAAAUGAAAGCUUAUUUCGCCAUGUGCGUGUUGAUGAGCCAAGUGAAAAAGAGCAGGAUUCAGUCCUACUGGUCAACGAGACCUGUCAUCAGCACACCAUUUUUUGCCACUGUCAUGCCAAGACAUCGCUUUUGGGCACUGUCACGCUAUCUGCAUUUCUGCGACAACAGCAUUCCCCAAAAUGGAGAUAGGCUCUGGAAGAUACGGCCUGUCCUUGAUCACAUACUAAAAUCCAUUGGUGCAGCCUAUCAUCCCGAAGAAGAUCUUGCGGUCGACGAAAGCCUGAUGAAGUUUCGGGGUCGGCUGUCUUACGUUCAGUUCAAUCCUUCGAAACGAGCAAGAUUUGGAUUGAAAUUCUACAAACUGUGUGAGUCAUCCAGUGGUUACUGCCUGAAUUUCUCAAUUUAUACUGGAAAAAGUGAGAAAACACCAGCAACUGAUGGGCUAUUGUGCAGUGAGGCCGUUGUUCUUGACCUCGUUGGAAAACACUUACCUGAUGGCCACACGAUAUAUAUGGACAACUGGUAUUCUUCACCGAUACUGUUUCGUCGCCUUAAAGAAUCUGGUUCGAAUGCAGUGGGUACAGUUCGUCUACACCAUAAGAACAUGCCAGAUGAAUUCAAGAAACUCAAGAUGAAAAAAGGUGAAUGCAAAGCUCUCUUUGCACGAGGCAUCAUGGCUCUGACAUGGCAAGAUAAAAAGCAAGUAACUAUGCUCUCUACCUUGCACAAUGCAGCUAAUGUGACCGAUUCAGGAAAGAAGGGUCGCCAGAACGGCUUGCCAGUUUUGAAACCGCAAGUUGUACUUGAUUACAACCGAGGCAUGGGAGGAGUUGAUCGCGAGGACCAACAACUCGCUUCCUUUCCCAUCAUGAGAAGAUAUGCGAAAGGCUACAAGAAAAUCUUCUUUUACAUUAUGGACAUCACUGUUUAUAACAGCUAUGCUCUAUUUGUCAAAGCAAAUGGCAAGCGGCUCCACUACACUGAUUGGAAGGUCAAUCUCGCUGAGGCCAUUUUCGAAGAGACCACUCUGCCCCUCUACCAUGAUCGAAGAAACCCGCCUGUAGCGGCCUCACCAAUGCGCCUACAAGCCGCCGAAUGGGCUCAUUUUCCUCGCCACAUCCUGCCAAACAAAGUCAAGCAAAAUCCAUCAAGACUUUGCUUAGUUUGUAAGGCACACGGCAAAAAGUCCGAGAGCCGAUGGGAGUGUGAAAAAUGUGAAGUUGCUCUUCACAUGCCCGUGUGCUUUAAACUUUUUCACACACGAAAGUCAUACUGAAGCACCUGAUGCAGUCAAGCAUUGUUAAGCAAAUAAAACAAAGUUUGUUAUUCUAUGACGUUUGUUGCGGAUUUUAUUGCGGUUUAGGUGCACCUACCCAAGCCGCCGGCGGGCGCGAAAGUUUUACGGCGGAAUACCAGGCGGGAACGGCCGCGGAGAGCGCGGAAGCCAAUGG